Messenger RNA from Prunus avium (sweet cherry), 3764 nucleotides. RefSeq names its product kinesin-like protein KIN-7K, chloroplastic. The record is from RefSeq and is a predicted model, not a curated record. Gene Ontology annotation, molecular function: ATP binding; microtubule motor activity; microtubule binding. NCBI's taxonomy places the organism in Eukaryota, Viridiplantae, Streptophyta, Magnoliopsida, Rosales, Rosaceae. Gene Ontology annotation, biological process: microtubule-based movement.
CAGCUACUGUACCAAAUUCACUCUCUCUCUAACCACUUUCUUUCCUUUUUCUUUUCCUUUCUUCCUUCACUUUCUCUCUCUAUAACUAUAGGUGGUGUAUGUUUAUGCCGUUUAUGUAUGUAUGAGUCUCUCUUACUUUCUCUGCAAAAAAGUUGGAUUGAGAAAUGCUGAUUGCCUUUGAUCAAAGGCAUCGCUUCCAAGGCAAGCAAGAAAGGCUCCAUUUUAUUUAUUACAAAAUAUAGAAAAAAAAUAGCUCAGAUAUCUCUCUCUCUCUCUCUUGGUCCCUCACUCACUCGCACAGAGCAAGCGUCUCUCAGAUCCGUCUCUUUCCGACUUCUGAGAAGAUCUCUGUGAUAUAAAGCUCGCUUUCUCCCCACUUUUCUCCAUUUGGUGCAUGCAAUGCUCCUCUGAUUGCGUUUGCAGAAGCUGACGUUGUCGCUGAUUUAUGCUGAAGUAGAAUUUGUAGUCGAUGUAUUGAAGGAUUGACUUCGAGCGGUAAUGGCAUCAAAACAUGGACCAAGGUCAAAAAAAUUCGGUUCAAGAGCUGCUAAUUCUCCUGCAUCUUCGACUACAUCGUCUUCAAAACAAUAUUUGGAAACAUCUAUUGAAGCUCAGAGCUCUCCUGCAUCUUCUUCAGCUCGAAGUAAGCCACAGUACUUGUACUCAGAAAGUGUGCCGCAAGAUGUGGAAAGAUCAAAAGAAAAUGUCACAGUGACGGUCCGCUUUCGUCCACUCAGCCCGAGGGAAAUUCGCCAAGGAGAAGAAAUUGCAUGGUAUGCAGAUGGAGACACUAUUGUGCGGAAUGAGCAUAAUCCAUCAAUAGCUUAUGCAUACGAUAGGGUGUUUGGCCCUACCACCACAACACGCCAUGUCUAUGAUGUUGCUGCUCAGCAUGUUAUUAGUGGUGCUAUGGAAGGUGUCAAUGGUACAAUUUUUGCAUAUGGGGUGACCAGCAGCGGGAAGACUCACACUAUGCAUGGUGAUCAGAGGUCGCCUGGAAUUAUACCACUGGCUGUGAAGGAUGCUUUUAGCAUCAUCCAGGAGACUCCAAAUCGAGAGUUUCUUCUUCGUGUGUCAUACUUGGAGAUUUAUAAUGAGGUUGUUAAUGACUUGUUGAAUCCAGCAGGACAGAAUUUACGAAUUAGAGAGGAUGCUCAGGGCACCUUUGUUGAAGGAACAAAGGAAGAAGUUGUACUAUCCCCAGCUCACGCCCUUUCACUUAUAGCAGCUGGAGAAGAGCACAGGCAUGUUGGAUCGACAAAUUUCAAUUUACUCAGUAGCCGGAGCCACACGAUAUUUACACUGACAAUAGAGAGUAGCCCAUGUGGGGAAAAUAGUGAAGGCGAAGCUGUAAGUCUGUCACAAUUGAACCUCAUCGAUCUGGCAGGUUCUGAGAGCUCGAAAGCUGAAACUACUGGUGUCAGGCGAAAAGAAGGAUCCUAUAUAAAUAAAAGUCUGCUAACUCUAGGAACUGUUAUAUCAAAGUUGACAGAUGCAAGGGCAACUCAUAUACCAUACAGGGAUUCUAAAUUAACCAGACUUCUUCAAUCUUCGCUAAGUGGUCAUGGGCGUGUAUCUCUCAUCUGCAAUGUUACUCCUUCAUCAAGCAGUUCAGAAGAGACACAUAAUACGUUGAAAUUUGCACACCGAGCAAAACACAUUGAAAUUCAAGCAGCACAAAACAAGAUUAUUGAUGAGAAGUCACUUAUUAAGAAAUAUCAAAAUGAGAUACGUAGUUUGAAGGAAGAGUUAGACCAGGUGAAGAGGGGUAUCGUUACAAUUCCUCAACUAAAAGAUGCUGGGGAAGAUGAUAUUCUGCUCCUUAAACAAAAGUUAGAAGAUGGUAAAUUCAAACUGCAAUCAAGAUUGGAACAAGAAGAAGAAGCCAAAGCUGCUUUAUUGGGAAGAAUCCAAAGGCUGACAAAGUUGAUUUUGGUCUCGACAAAAGCAACACAAUCAUCAAGGUUUCCUCAUCGACCUAGUCUUAGAAGAAGACAUUCCUUUGGUGAAGAGGAGCUUGCAUACCUACCAUACAAAAGGCGGGACUUGAUUUUAGAUGAUGAAAGCAUUGACUUGUUUGUUCCUCCUCUUGAGGGGAGUACUGAAACUACUGAAGAUAGACUGAAGGGGGAGAAGAAGACUCGGAAGCAUGGACUAUUGAACUGGUUAAAGCUACGGAAACGUGAUAGUGGUGCGGGGACCUUGACAAGCACCAGCGAUAGAUCCAGUGGAAUAAAAUCUACUAGUACACCGUCAACACCUCAAGCAGAAAGUGGUAAUUUUCAUGCAGAAUCCAGACUUUCACAUUCUCUACUGACAGAGAGUUCUCCAUCUGCUGAUCUUUUGUCCGAGGCUAGAGAGGAUAGAGAAGUUGGUCAGGAAAAUUUCCUGGGACAAGCAACACCUCUGACUACCACGAAAUCAAUUGAUCAGAUUGAUCUUUUAAGGGAGCAGCAAAAAAUCUUGUCUGGUGAGGUAGCACUCCAUUCAAGUGCUCUGAAGCGGUUGUCUGAGGAGGCAGCAAAAAACCCCCACAAGGAUGGAAUUAAUAUGGAGAUGCGAAAUUUAAAAGAUGAAAUCAAGGCGAAGAAUGAACAAAUAGCUUUGCUGGAAAAGAAAAUUGCGGAGUCCUUCAUUGUUUCACCCAACAAACUGGAUCAACUGGAAAUAUCCCAAUCUUUUGCUGAAGUGAUGGCACAAUUGAAUGAGAAGUCCUUCGAACUUGAGGUUAAAGUUGCUGAUAAUCGUAUAAUCCAAGAGCAGCUGGAACAAAAGGUCUCUGAAUGCAAAGGGUUUCAGGAAACAGUUGCCUCAUUGAAGCAGCAGCUCUCUGAGGCACUAGAGUCUAGAAAUUUGAGCCCAAUAGUCAGUUCUCAAACUGAUUCAAAAUUGCAUGAGGGUCUUUGCACAGAGAAAGAACAUGCAGUGGUGAAUGACACAAAUGAAAUUUUCCUUCUACAGAAGCAGGUGGAAGAACUGCAGCAGAAGGUGGCUGAACUGACCAAGUCAAAAGAACAUUUAGAAGUUCGGAACCAGAAACUGGUGGAAGAGAGUUCGUAUGCCAAAGGUCUAGCCUCAGCUGCUGCUGUUGAGCUCAAGGCAUUAUCAGAAGAAGUUGCCAAACUCAUGAACCAUAACGAGAAACUAACUGCUGAGCUGGCCGCAUCUAAGAACUCUCCCACCCAACGUCGAAGUAGUAGCACAGGCCGAAAUGGUCGGAGAGAGAGUCACGCCAAACAGGACCAAGGUGCGUUUGUCUCAGAAAUGAAGAGAGAACUGGCAGUGAGUAAGGAGAGAGAGCAUUCAUACGAGGCUGCUCUUAUGGAGAAGGAUAAAAGAGAGGCUGAGCUUCAAAGAAGGGUUGAGGAAUCCAAACAAAGAGAAGCCUACUUAGAAAAUGAACUUGCCAACAUGUGGGUUCUUGUGGCCAAGUUAAAAAAAUCCCAAGGAACCGAAACUGAUUCUUCGGAAUCAACAAAAGAGACUCGACGAUCUGAUGGUUUUGGAGGAUGGUGAGGGGGAUUCAAGAUGAUCCAACAAUAAUGAGCUUUCAAUAAGAUUGGUUUGAGAGAGAGUGAGAGAGGUGUAAAAAUGUGUGUUUUGUUUUGUAUGGCAAGGGUUUCUUGUUUGUGUAUAAUACAAAAUUAGGGCUUUUUGUUUUCUUUUCCCUUUUUCUUGGCAAGGGUUUACUGUUUGUUUGUAACAAAUUAGGGAUCUUUUCUUUUUUCGUUUUUCACAGUGCUGAUUCAAAUGUAUUCUACAUA